GGCGGAGAGCGUGGGGCGCUCUGCCGCGUUGUCUCAGGCUCGGUGGGCGGUGGCAGAGUAUGUGUGCGCUGCUGUUGCUCUCUUGGGACCCUCUCCCCGGCCAGAAGUUGAAGCCAGCGGCUGCGAGGAGGCGGCAGCUGAGGCGGAGGGCAAGGGCAGCUGGAGACAGGCCGGGCGUCCCUCUCGGAGGCUGAAGAGCCCGGGUUCGUGGGGGCCAUGGCAUCGCUGGCUGAACGAGUGCGGGGCAACGGGCGCAUCGCUGCCGGGCUCCUGCUCAACCUGCUGGUGUCCAUCUGCAUUGUGUUCCUCAACAAAUGGAUCUAUGUGCACUACGGCUUCCCCAACAUGACCCUGACCCUGGUACACUUUGUGGUCACCUGGCUGGGCUUGUACAUCUGCCAGAAGCUGGACAUCUUUGCGCCCAAAAGUCUGCCGCCUUCUAAGCUCCUCCUCCUGGCCCUCAGCUUCUGUGGCUUCGUGGUCUUCACCAACCUCUCUCUGCAGAACAACACCAUAGGCACCUAUCAGCUGGCCAAGGCCAUGACCACGCCGGUGAUCAUAGUCAUCCAGACCCUCUGCUACAAGAAAACCUUCUCUACCAAAAUACAGCUCACGCUGAUUCCUAUAACUUUAGGUGUAAUCCUAAAUUCUUAUUACGAUGUGAAGUUUAAUUUCCUUGGAAUGGUGUUUGCUGCUCUUGGUGUUUUAGUUACAUCUCUUUAUCAAGUGUGGGUAGGAGCCAAACAGCAUGAGUUGCAAGUGAACUCGAUGCAGCUGCUGUAUUACCAGGCCCCGAUGUCCUCUGCCAUGUUGCUGGUCGCCGUGCCCUUCUUUGAACCAUUGUUUGGAGAAGGAGGUCUGUUUGGUCCCUGGUCAGUUUCUGCUUUGCUUAUGGUGCUGCUCUCUGGAGUAAUAGCUUUCAUGGUGAACUUAUCAAUUUAUUGGAUCAUUGGGAACACUUCACCAGUCACCUAUAACAUGUUUGGACACUUCAAGUUCUGCAUUACUUUAUUUGGAGGAUAUGUUUUAUUUAAAGAUCCACUGUCAAUGAAUCAGGGUCUUGGCAUGUUAUGUACAUUAUUUGGUAUUCUCGCCUAUACCCAUUUUAAACUCAGUGAACAGGAAGGAAGUAAGAGUAAAUUGGUACAGCGUCCUUAAUUGGGUUUUGUGGAGCAAGGAAAGUCACCCCAAGAAGAUUACAAGAUGUUAAGUGUGCAAGUUGCUUUCAAAUAAGAAAAAAAAUUACAUUGCAAGGUUCAUUGAAUGGUAGUUGACAAGAAAGAACACAAAGGAAAUCAUAUUCAUAAAUGACUUUUUCUUUCAAAAAGAGUACCUUCUUUCAAAAACUUAAUUCUCUAAAACAGUGGUUCAUGUUUCUUUUCAAAGACGAUUGUACGAAGUAUAUAGGAUGGUUUGGUUAUACCAAAUGAAGUACAUGAAAUGAAAGUUCUAUAAUAGUGACAAAGAACUUCACAUCACUGAGCUACAAAUUUGUCAUGGUUUUUAAGUAUUUGACUCUUCCAAGGAGGGACACAUAGGACUCCUCUACUUGCUCGUAGGUGGUCCCCAAUGGGAACUCUAUUAUAAUUUUGGCCAAAGUGUUCAAGUCAGAAUGUAAAUCUAUCAUUCCUAUUUUAGUUGGUGUAGUAUAACUUCCUUCUUAUUUCAUUUAUACAAAUGAAAUGUAAUUUGUAGGAAGCAACUGUAGUAAAGAAGACCAUAAGACAAAAAUCCAACUCCAAUAGUACCAUUCUUCUAGUAAAAAAUUGAUGAAAUUGAUGUAAGAAGUUAUACGUUAUCCAAAUCCUACAGUUUCUACAGGUAUUCUCUUGUUUUUGAGAUCUCAGUGAACUCUUGAAAUUACACAUGAAGUUAAAAAAAUAAUACACUUGUAGCUUCAUAUUUAAAUGACCCAAGAAAAGACCAUAGAUGGAAUUGAACAGGUUUUGUAUUGUCUUGGUAAGUGUCCCCUGGCCUCUGAGCCUUUCAUGUUGGUAAUCUGAACUCCACUUUCCUACGCCCCACACCUGAGGCAUGUGUGGAGCUUUCUUUGUCAUGGGAGGAUAUGGACGUGUCCAGCCUUUCUGAGGUGGCUGAGGAAAAUUCUUAUGCAACAAGGCAGGCCAAAUGCUCAAAUGCUAUCCAAACACUAAGCAGAGACUUGCUGAAAAUGUUAGGAAAGAUUUAAAGGAGGAGUAUAAUAGAAAAGUGGUCAAUAUUAAACUAGUUUCAUGAGUUUUUUAAAAAAUACUUUUUUAAAAUUAGGGUAUAGGGGAAACACAUGGUUUCCACUUAAGGAAAUAUAUAGUGCCACAUAUUUAAUUGCAAAAUGUAUGUCUGCCUUCCAGCCUCUUGACAUUAAAGCAUCCAAAGCAUUUGUUGAUAACCUCUCACCAUAAAUUGACUGAGACAGAUAAAUCCUCUUGUAGUAAAUAGUUCUUUUUUAAUAAAUGUUAUUUAUAAAUUUUAAAUGAGAAACAACUCUUAAGAGGACAAAAAGCUACGUGUAUAAAAUACAUCUUUUAGGAUUUUUUUUCCCCUGACCUUUUUAAAAUGAAAGCCUCAUGGAAAAUCUAUUUUGACAGAAUUUCAAUGUAUCAGUCAGCCUGUUGUAUGAUUAGUAUGUGUGAUUUUCUGAUUUUGUUUUAAAUAUUCUUUGGUUCUUCUCAGUUUCCAAGGAUAUAUUUUAUUGUGCUAAGAAGUACAAAACAAUUUGUCUUACCAAGUGAGCCUCAGGCAUUGUUUGACUAAUAAUGUUCUCUGUGUAUGUUUAAAUUAACAUAUAAUUAUUUCUCAAAAGCUGAAGAAAAGUAUUUCAGCACAAUAAGGAUUAUGUGACUUCUGUGCACUAACAGCUAAGUUGAUUUGUGCCAUGUACAAUUUCUUUUUAACUGUAAAUACAACUUGGGGAGGGUUAUAAUAAAUGACUGAUGCCAAUAGGAAUGCAGUGAGAAGGUUGGAGAAAAGGAAAGUCCUGUGGGGGAAGAAUGUACCAGAUGACCAGUCCCAGCCACAGAGACUAGAAACACGUGCUGUGGAAGAGCACACACUGUCCUUUUGUUACAGAUGUAACUGCACUUGUUUUUAUUCUAUGUUAAAUGACUGAACUUCAGUUUUUACCUGUUACAAAUAAAGAGAACCUGAUGCUUUUA
This is a messenger RNA of Hipposideros armiger (great roundleaf bat), 3152 nucleotides long. RefSeq names its product solute carrier family 35 member E3 (gene SLC35E3). Bases 217 to 1158 code for a protein of 313 amino acids. Lineage: Eukaryota; Metazoa; Chordata; Mammalia; Chiroptera; Hipposideridae. The transcript has 5 exons. The record is from RefSeq and is a predicted model, not a curated record.